Molecule: messenger RNA, 1915 nt
Organism: Ipomoea nil (Japanese morning glory)
Lineage: Eukaryota; Viridiplantae; Streptophyta; Magnoliopsida; Solanales; Convolvulaceae
Product: cytochrome P450 81E8-like
Exons: 2
Coding region: 246-1802 (518 amino acids)
Molecular function (GO): oxidoreductase activity, acting on paired donors, with incorporation or reduction of molecular oxygen; iron ion binding; heme binding
Source: RefSeq, a predicted model, not a curated record
AUUUUAGUAACUCUAACAAAGACUUUUAUCUGCUCGUUUUUUAUUAUAAUUCAUUAAUUCAUAUUGAACAUGUUUAAUUUGCUAGCAUUUGCAAUAAUCAAUAGCUUUCUUUAAGAAUAUGAAGUUCGAAGUUGACCCAAACAAGUAUUAGUAUAUAGACUUUGCAGAGUUGCAUAUUGGCCCAGUAGAAAAAUCUGUUCUUUAAGCUCCCCCUUGCUUUUCAGAUCUGAUUAAUUAGCUCAAUCAUGGAGAAACUUGAAUACUACUAUGCUGCAGGUAUACUGUCUCUUCUUCUUCUCAUUCUUCUCAAAAAAUCUGUUUAUAAUCGCAAGAAAAAUUUACCACCUAGUCCGAUUGCUCUUCCGGUGAUUGGUCACUUUUUCCAGAUCAAGAAUCCUCUGCAUCAAUCUCUCGCCUCGUUAUCGGCUAAAUACGGCCCUAUUUUAUUCCUCCGGUUCGGCUGCCGGUCCAUUGUUGUCGUGUCGUCGCCGUCUGCAAUUGAAGAAUGCUUCACCAAGAACGAUAUUGCGUUUUCAAACCGGCCGCCGACCAUGGCGGGGGACCGGUUGACUUACAACUACACUGCCGUUGUAUGGGCUCCGUACGGCCAUCUUUGGAGGAUUCAACGCCGAUUAACCGUCGUCGAGCUAUUUUCUACCGUCAGCCUCCAUAGAUCCUCCGUCAUAAGGGAAGAAGAGGUCCGAAGUCUAGUCCGGUCUCUGUUCAGAGCCUCCGGCGACGGAAAAUCAGCCGUGGACUUGAACAGCCUGGGAGGCACGCUGACUUUCAACGCGAUGAUGAGACUUGUCGCCGGAAAACGGUGUGUGGACGAAGAAGAUGUGGGGGGAGUGAAAGGAAAAGAAAUUAUUAAAGAAACCAGAGGGGUUAUCUUUUUCAGUGAACCAGUUAUGAGUACGUGUGAUUUUUUCCCAGUUUUGAGGUUGUUUGGGUACAAAGGGGUUGAGAAAAAGAUGAUCUUGUUCCAGAAGAAGAGAGACGAAUUCUUGAAGGGUUUGUUGGAUGAAACCCGACAGAAGAAGAAAACAUGUUCUUCUGAUUAUGAUGUUCUCAAGAACAGGGAUAAGAAGUCUUCAAUGAUUGAAGUCUUCUUGUCCCUUCAAAAAUCAGAACCUGAAUUCUACACAGAUGAUCUUAUCAAGAGUGCCAUACUGAUGAUGUUUGUAGCAGGGACGGAGACCUCAACAGUAACCGUAGAAUGGGCAAUGACGCAGCUUUUAUCUCACCCGGAGGCAAUGCAAAAGCUGAGAUCCGAGAUUGACAACAACGUAGGAGCUGAACGUCUGGUAAACGAGUCUGAUCUUUCCAAGCUUCCCUAUUUGCGUUGUGUUGUGAAUGAGACACUAAGGUUAUGCCCUCCCGUCCCACUUCUCUUACCUCGUUAUUCAACCCAAGAUUGUGUGAUCGGAGGGUACGAGGUUCCCAAGAAUACGACGUUAAUGGUUAACGCCUGGGCGGUGCACCGGGACCCAGAGGUGUGGGAGGAGCCGGAGAAGUUCAUGCCGGAGAGGUUUGAGGCAAUGGAGAAGGAAAAAGAUCAAGGAUUCAACUACAAGUUUGUCCCGUUCGGGAUGGGGAGAAGAUCCUGUCCGGGAAACAACAUGGGUUUGAGAACAGUAUGUUUGGCAUUGGGGACAUUGAUUCAGUGUUUUGACUGGGAAAUUGGCGGAAAGGAUAAAACCGCCGGCGAUGUCAUCUCGACAAUAACUAUGCAGAUGGCUAAGCCUCUGGAAGCAGUGUGCAGUCCUCGCAAAACUGCCAUUCCAUUUCUCUCCCAACUCUAAUGUUUCAUGUAUGCUUAGAAUGUCUGUAUUAUGAAACAAAACAUUGUGCACAUGUAUGUUUCUUGUUACAAUAAAGUUGAUAGUAAAUCAAGAAUUGGUCACAUGUUUCUUGU